AUGCCCUGUGGGGGCCGUCCCAGGCAGGCCAGAGGGCAGCAAGCCCCAAGCAUGGUCCACACCACCAUCCCAGCAACCCUCCGAACUCCACCCAGAUUUGGCAGACCGGGCACCCCCCAGAAAGAGCAGCCCACUAGUGCAGCCAAUCCGGGUCCCGGCCCCUGGGGCAACCACCUCCCCCUGGCCACACCCAGGGGGUACAGGGUACCUGCAAACAGCAACAUGAAGGAGGCAGUGGUGGAGCUUGUAUUUCUGACUGUGUUUGGGCUGCACACUGUGAUGGGAGCGGGACGCUGGUGUGAACACAUGGUGGAGGAGAGGGUGGAGCGCGUCCUGUCACCGCGUCUGCAGCUUGAGGUCGGCUGUUCAGCAGUGUAUCGGUACAACACCCAAGGCUGGAGGCUGGACGUGGACAGGAUGCGGAGCAAGCAUGGAGGGGACGACGGCGUUGCGCUGUACUACAAGCAGCAGGGGCCGAAGGCCUCCUGCUUCUUGUACAAGCCUGCAGAGAUGGAGAGCCAAACGGUGAACAAGACGAUGAGGGCCUGCUGCGAGGGCUGGGGAGGACAAGGCUGCUCUCAGGGAGUGGGUGUACAUGGUCGGUGCUACUCCACAUGGAUCUGUGAGGAAUUCCCCGGAGUCCAUAACUCGUCCCUCAUGUCCAUGGAACAGUGCUGCAGCAGCAUGUGGGGACUGAGCUGGAGGAAUGCCUCUGACCAUACCUGCUUGUCUUGCACCUACACUCUCCUUCCAGACUCCCAGUUCUCUCCUUUGGUGCGGAGUGGUCUGCUGAGUACUGCAAGGGUUCCUCAGGGCUCGGCCACAUGCAUGUCCUGGGGUGGAGCCCAUUAUCGCACUUUUGACAGGAAGCACUUCCAUUUCCAGGGCACCUGCACUUACUUGCUGGCCUCAUCUACUGAUGGCACCUGGGCUGUCUACAUCAGUACAGUCUGUGAUGGGAGAGGAGACUGCAGUAAGGCCCUGAGGAUGAUGCUGGGUCUGGAUUUGGUUUCAGUCCAUCACAGGAAUUUAACGCUGAACAGCCUCCCUGUUCUAAAUGGGAAGCCGAUUUUUCAAAAUGGGGUGAGUGUCCAUUGGCUGGGGGAUUUUGUGUUUGUGGAGAGCAGCCUUGGGGUGAGAGUGAAGUUCGACAUGGUCAACACAGUUUACCUGACAGUGACCGCUGAGCACCUGGCAGCCACCAGGGGGCUCUGUGGAGUCUACAACAAUGACGCUGAUGAUGAUUUCACCACAGUGGGUGGAAUUGUGUCUCCAUAUCCUGCCAGUUUCGGCAAUUCGUGGAAAGUCCCAGACCAGGGCAGUGAGGGUUGCAGUGAUGCAGCAGAGCUCGGCCAUAGCUGUGAUGUCACAGGAGACCCCGCCCUUCGCAAGCAGGCAGAAUCAGUUUGCCACCAGCUGCUGGAAAACCCCUUCACGCACUGUCACCUCCGGGUGGAGCCAGCAGCCUACAUAGACACCUGUCUUUACCUGUACUGUAGCCUUCCACCUAAAGACAGAGAAGGUGCAGUGUGUGACACGCUGGCCAGUUACGCCCGCGAGUGUGCCCAGCAGCACGUCGUCAUCAUAUGGAGGACAGCCUCAUUGUGUGGUCGUUCCUGCCCCAGAGGUCAGCUGUUUUCAGACUGUGUGUCCUCCUGUCCCCCCAGCUGUUCGUCACCUCAGUCUGCAGGGCCGCCUGCAGCCAGGGGUCAGUGCAGGGAGGAGUGUGUGGGGGGCUGUGAGUGUCCUCCAGGUCUCUACCUCCACCAGGGCAGCUGUCUGAAAAGAGACGACUGUCCCUGUUUCCACCGCAGGCACACCUACCAGCCUGGAGACACCAUACAGCAGAGAUGCAACACCUGUACAUGCAAAGCAGGGCAGUGGCAGUGUACUGCUGAGAAGUGUGCAGCUCAGUGCUCUCUGAUGGGGGCCUUACAGGUGACCACUUUUGACAAAAAGAGGUAUUCACUGCAAGGAGGAGACUGUCCCUUCAUUGCUGUGGAGGACUUUGUUGACAGGAAGCUGGUGGUGGGUGUGCGCUGUGGGGCGUGUACAUCUGCUGGAGGAGACCUGGGCUGUCUGAAGGAGAUGUCAGUCACAGCUCUGCGCACUACAGUCACCAUCACAGACUCUGGCACAGUGACACUGAAUGGCCGGAGGGAGGCGUUGCCUGUGGUCACAGGAGACCUGGUUGUCCGCAAGGCCUCCUCUUUAUUUCUCCUCAUCCAGACCUUUGGAGCCCAGCUUCUCUGGUACUUAGAUGGACCAUUAGCACUCAUCAAACUGCAGCCAGGCUUUGCUAACAAGGUCCGCGGCCUGUGUGGGACUCUGACCUGGAGCCAGCAUGAUGACUUUACAACUCCAGAAGGAGAUGUGGAGAACAGCGUGGUAUCCUUUGCAGAGAAAUUCAUAACAGAGCAUUGUACUCUGCCUGGAGGAGCUCCACCUGAGCCCUGCUCCACAUUCACCCAAAGGAGGCACUAUGCAGACACCGUGUGUGCCAUCAUACACAGCCCUGUGUUUCAGGUGUGUCAUGAUGUGGUGGAGCGGGAGCCAUAUUUCCGUCUCUGCUUGUCAGAAGUGUGCGGCUGUGCACCACCGCGGUCCUGCCACUGCACCGUACUCACUGCCUACGCCCGGCAUUGCGCUCAGGAAGGAGCUGCAGUCAACUGGCGGAACCAGACUUUCUGCCCGAUCCAGUGUUCAGGGGGUCAGGUGUACCAAGAGUGUGGUCGUGCCUGUAUGGGCUCCUGUUCAGACCUGCAACAGGGUUGGAGCUGUGAUGACGGAGGAGAUGGGAUGGCUAACAGAGUAUGUGUUCCUGGGUGCCAGUGCCCUGCAGGACUCGUCCGGGACCACCAGGGCCAGUGUGUCCCCAUCAUUUUGUGUCCUUGUGUACAAGGAGACAAGACGUUUCCACCUGGAGGUGUAAUUCAGAACUCCUGCAACAAAUGUGUGUGUGAACGGAGCUUAUUUAACUGCUCCCAAGAGCACUGUGAGGAGGUGCAGCAGUGUCCUGGAUCUCUGGUCUACUCUCCACGCUCCUGCCUCCUCACCUGCUCCAGCCUGGACCCUCCUGGCCAUCAGCAGGUGUCUUUGCAGCAAACAAGCUGCAGAGAGCCACUGUCUGGAUGUGUCUGUCCUCAGGGAACUGUCCUACUAGGUGACCGCUGUGUUCAGCCGGAUGAGUGUCCGUGUCACCAUAACGGCCGACUGUAUUACAGCAAUGACACCAUCACUAAAGACUGCAACACAUGCGUAUGUAAGGAGCGUCGCUGGCAAUGCUCCCAGUCCGUCUGUGCUGGAGUCUGCGUGGCCACCGGUGAUCCACACUAUGUGACGUUUGAUGGCCGCUGCUUCUCUUUUCUGGGGGACUGCCAGUAUGUGCUGGCCAGAGAAACCAGCGGUUUGUUCAGCGUCACGGCGGAGAAUGUUCCAUGUGGCAGCACAGGGGUCACCUGCACCAAGUCCGUCACCCUUAGCCUGGGAAACACCCUCAUACACCUGCUGAGAGGCAAAGCUGUCACCGUAAAUGGGAUGCCAGUUACACUUCCAAAGUCCUACAGCGGCAGUGGUCUCUCUUUGGAAAGAGUCGGCCUGUUCGUUUCCCUCUCUUCCCGACUUGGAAUCACUUUGCUGUGGGAUGGAGGGAUGCGCGUGUACGUGCGUUUGGCAACGCAUCUGCGGGGUCGGGUUGGGGGGCUGUGUGGUAACUUUGACGGGGAUGCAGAGAAUGACUUCACAACACAGCAGGGAAAUGUGGAGGCUACAGCUGAGCUGUUUGGAAAUUCUUGGAAAGUCAGCCCUUCCUGUCCAGAUGUGGUGAAUCAGGACCUUAGAGAUCCCUGUGCUCUGAACCCCCACAGGGUGACGUGGGCCAGGAAAAGGUGUGCGGUGCUGAUGCAGGAGCUCUUCUCGCGGUGCCACGCUGAGGUACCCUUCCAGCAGUAUUAUGACUGGUGUGUCUUUGACGCUUGUGGCUGUGACUCGGGUGGGGACUGCGAGUGUCUCUGCACAGCCAUUGCUUCCUACGCUGAAGAGUGCAAUCGGCGGGGGGUUUACAUCCGCUGGAGGUCCCAGGAGCUCUGCCCUCUGCAGUGUGAAAAAGGGCUGGUUUAUUACCCCUGUGGUCCAGCUUGCGCUCCAUCAUGUCCCAAUGUCCAGCAGAGUCCAUAUUCCCAGUGUGGCGUGAUCUCCUGUGUGGAGGGCUGCUUCUGUUCUCCUGGGACUGUCCGACAUGGCGAGAGCUGCAUCGUGCCCACACAGUGUCCAUGUGAGUGGGAGGGGUCCAUGUUUCCACCUGGAAGUACCAUCACUCAGCACUGCCAGAACUGCUCAUGUGUGGAGGGUGUGUGGCAGUGUGAAGGUGUAGCUUGCCCUCCUCCCCCACCUCCCUGUCUGGAGACAGAGUUUACCUGUGCAGGUGGGCGCUGCAUCCCCUCUCUGUGGCUGUGUGACAAUGAGGAUGACUGUGGUGAUGGAUCAGAUGAGGUCUGCCCAUCCAGCUGCUCUCCAGACCAGUUUCGCUGCGCCAGCACACCGAGUGGACCAUGUCUGAACCUGGCUCUGCGUUGUGAUGGCCACCGAGACUGUGCUGACCAAUCAGACGAGGAGUUCUGCGGACCUACCACUUCUUUGCCGCCGUGCCCACCUGCAGAGUUUCAGUGUGCAAACGGAAAAUGUCUCCCAGCCAGCCGGGUGUGUGAUGGACGGCUGGACUGUGGCUUCGCUGAUGGCUCUGAUGAACAAGACUGUGGUGUGGUUUGUGACGAAGGGGAGUUCCUGUGUCCAGGAGGGCGUUGUAUUCUUUACCUCCACCGCUGUGAUGGCCAUGACGACUGUGGAGACCUCAGUGAUGAGAGAGGGUGUGUGUGUGCAGCAGGAGAGUUUCAGUGCCCCGGGGAUCAGUGUGUUCCUGCAGACAGAGUGUGUGACGGACACAGAGACUGUCCAUCUGGAACAGAUGAAGCUGUCUGUCCAAGAAAAGUGACUUGUGCUCCCGACCAGUUUGCUUGCAGAGAUGGUUCAUGUAUCACCUCGACCCGGCUGUGUGAUGGAGCUGCCGACUGUCCGGGUGGAGAAGAUGAAAACACAUCCAGCUGCUACAGCAGCAUCACACCGCUACCCGUUACCCCGACCUGUACUUCUCCAGCCUGCAGGUCCUAUGAGUUCAGCUGUGCCUCUGAUGGACAGUGUGUGCCUCAGGCGUGGCGCUGCGAUGGGGAAACGGACUGUUUGGAUGGCAGUGAUGAGCAGCAGUGUGCUGCUCCAUGUCGUCCUGGCCAGGUGCCCUGCCUGACUGGGAACCAGUGCGUGGACCACCAGCAGCUCUGUGACGGGACUCCACACUGCAGGGACGCUUCAGACGAGAGCGUAAGCAACUGUGGCUCCACUCAGAUUCCUUCCUGCCCAGGCAGUUUUCCAUGCGACAACCACACCUGUGUGAACGUGUCACAGGUCUGCAACGGCAUCCCAGAGUGUCCACGGGGAGACGAUGAGUUGUUGUGUGAUAAAACAGUUUCACCAGAACCUCCUGGCAGCAGGAACACGACCACUUGCUCUGAAUUCACCUGUUUGGAUGGAACCUGUAUUCCCUUUAACUCCGUGUGUAACGGUGUAGCAGACUGUCCAGACUCCUCAGUAACACAGACGGGCCCCACUGAUGAGCAGGGUUGUAGAAGCUGGAGUUCCUGGGGGCCUUGGAGCCCCUGCAGCACCUCCUGCGGGACGGGUGUGAUGAGCCGGGGAAGAUCUUGCCCUCCGGGGGAUUCACUGCGCCUCUGUCGGGGCCAAGGCAUACAGAUGCAGCAGUGCUUCAACACCACCUGUCCUGUGGACGGUCAGUGGCUGCCGUGGGAGUCCUGGUCCAACUGUUCCAGUGGUUGUGGUGGAGUGCAGGUUCGACACAGAGGCUGCAUCCCUCCUCGCUACGGAGGCCGAGACUGUUCCCAGCUCCCCGGACCGCCCCACCUCAUGGAAAUCAAACCAUGCCCCACUGAUGAUGGAUGCACCAAUACCAGCUGUCCCCCAGGCCUGGUGAGACACAGCUGUGCUCCAUGUCCACUGUCCUGCUCCCACAUCAGCAGUGGGACAUCCUGUGAUCCCACCGCACCCUGCUUCUACGGUUGCUGGUGUCCAGAGGGCCAGGUGAUGAGCCACACACAGCAGUGUGUGUUGCCAGAAGAGUGUGUGUGCGAGGUGGCAGGUGUGCGCUACUGGCCGGGCCAGCAGAUCAAGGUGAACUGUGAGAUUUGUGUUUGUGAGCGAGGAAGACCUCAGCGGUGUCAGCCCAACCUGGACUGCUCAGUGCACUGUGGCUGGUCAUCCUGGUCUGAGUGGGGGGAGUGUUUGGGGCCCUGUGGCGUCCAGAGUGUUCAGUGGUCCUUUCGCAGCCCAAAUAAUCCCACCCGGCAUGGAGACGGGAGAUCUUGUAGAGGGAUCUACCGGAAAGCUCGACGGUGUCAGACAAAGCCCUGUGAUGAGUGUGAGUAUCAGGGUCAGUCUCAUGCAGUGGGAGACAGAUGGCGCUCAGAGCGGUGCCAGCUAUGCCACUGUCUUCCCAGCCUGAUGGUGCAGUGCGCCUCCUACUGUCCACACGCUGCCACCGGAUGCCCUCAGGGUUUCAGUCUGGUACCUGGAGAGGGAGACAGGUGUUGUUACUGCCAAGAAAAUGAAACCACCUUUGUGACGUUAAGCCCCACAACUGUGACCUCCAUGCCAACAGAGGGCGCUACACCCUUGGUCCCCACAUUUCCGCUUCCACCCGGAGAUGAGUGUUGGGUUCCUCUGGGUGUCCAGACUCUGCCAUCCUCCAGCUUCAAGGCCUCAUCCCAGCAGGCUUUUCACCCCCCAGAGGCAGCCCGUCUCCAUGGAUGGGACCCCCAUAGGGAUCUCCAGGGCUGGAGUCCAGAACCAGAAGAUUAUAAAGACCUACCACAGCACAGACUUGAGGGGCACAGAGACAGCUUACAGAGCCCCUACCUACAAAUAGACCUGCUGAAACCAUACAACAUCACUGGUGUACUGACCCAGGGUGGUGGUGCGUUUGGCACCUUUGUGUCCAGCUUCUACCUUCAGUUCAGCGAGGAUGGAAGUCUGUGGCACACCUACAGAGAGCUGGGGUCUGACGCCCGGCCCAGAGCCAAGGUUUUCCUUGGUAACCAUGACGAUAGAGGUGUGACGGAGAGCAGGCUGGACAGGACGGUGUUGGUUCGGUUUGUUCGCCUGCUGCCUCACGACUUCCAGAACGGCAUCUACCUCCGGCUUGAGAUCAUGGGCUGUGGUGAAGUCUCCCCAGUAGGUGGCUGUCGAGACAAAGAGUUCCAGUGUGGAAAUGGUCGCUGUGUACCAGCAGGUCCACUGGGAGUCAUUUGUGACGGGGUCAACGACUGUGGGGACGGAUCAGAUGAGAUGUACUGUGGUAUCCAGUCCUCUUCCACACCCACCAGUCCACGCAGCUGCCCGACUGGUCAGUUCUCCUGCGCUCCACCAGGGAGCUGCAUCGAGGCAGGAAAGCGUUGCGAUGGUGUUCCUCACUGUCCAGGUGGAGAAGAUGAAAAUGGAUGCCACCCACAUAACUUCACCACGCCCUCAUCCUCCAGGAGGGCAUUGACACCCACCCCAGCCCCCCUGAGGACUCCAUCUAUGGCUGCUGUCUCUCACUCUGCAGUAACACCAACAGAAGGUGGCCCUGGACAUCGCGGUAUCUGCUCCUCUCCUCUGGGGCUGGAGGAUGGGAGGAUUCAUUAUGGUCAGCUGACCUCGUCCUCACACCGAGAGAACAACCCUGCUGAUGCAGGGAGACUCAACAUUGUCCCGAACAUUCAGGUUAUGAAACCUGGAUGGAGCCCCUCCCCCAACGAUCCGCAGCCAUAUUUUCAGGUGGACUUCCUGGAGCCUACCUGGGUGUCGGGUGUGGUGACACAGGGCAGUGAACGUAUGUGGGGCUAUCUUACUAAAUACCGGCUGGCCUUUGCUCUGCACAGCAGCUUCUUCACAGAUUAUACAGAAGAUGGGAGGCCUGGUGGUCCCCCCAAGGUGUUUGAAGUCCGGAUGGUGGGUAGAACCCCUGUGACCCGUUGGCUCAGUCGGCUGGUCCGAGCACGCUACAUGCGUAUUAUCCCAGUGGAGUUCAGGCACACCUUUUACCUGAGAGUGGAAAUCCUGGGCUGCAGAGGAGAUGAGCUGGUGACCCCCAGCAGUGUGACCACGUCUCCCUCUAGUGGUGGGAGGGUGACUAUGCACCGCUGCCAGCCAGGCCAGUUUUCAUGCCAUCACAGCGGGGAGUGCAUCCCAGUGUCAGUGCUGUGUAACGAUCGGCCAGACUGCUUGGACCACUCUGAUGAGAUCAGCUGUGGGACUGCUCCCACUAGAGGCUUUCCAGGGCUUUACAAUCAUACCAGUUACACUGGAAGACCAGGUUUCCAUGGCAACACCACAACAGGUGUUCCUGGCCUACAUACAACUGGUGUCCAAGGUAUGUUUCCUGGUGUAGCGAAACCAGGAGUCACGGCACCGAUCACACUUAAGAAGACCUCCACCUCAGGUUCCAGAGGCACAACAGGCCACCCUGGACUGCAUCCGUCCACGUCUCUGCAGCCUGGAAGACCUGGUCUUCAAACAACAGCAGCCCCUUCAGUCACCACAAGCCCCCAUGAUGGGGGGCUACCCAGAGUCCUUUGUGUUGAGGGCCAGUUUACAUGCUGGUCAUUCGGAUGUGUGGAUUCUGCACGUGUGUGUGACGGGAGAAAGGACUGUUUGGACGGAUCAGAUGAAGAACUUUGUGGCACCACAUCCAGGCCAGCAGUGGCUACACAGCGCCCCCUGGUACCCAGACCCUGCUCUCCGAAGCAGUUCUCCUGUAUCAGUGGGGAGUGUGUCCACCUGGACCGCAGGUGUGACCUGCAGAGAGACUGUGUGGAUGGGUCAGAUGAAAAAGACUGUGUGGACUGCAUCAUGUCCCCGUGGACAGCGUGGAGCGCCUGCAGCGUGACGUGUGGUCUGGGCUCCCUGUUCCGUCAGAGGGACAUUCUAAGGGAGUCUCUGCCUGGAGGCUCUUGCGGUGGAGCUCAGUUUGACAGUCGAGCCUGUUUUCCUCAAGCGUGUCCAGUUCGUGGUCAGUGGUCGGAGUGGACGUUGUGGUCAGGCUGUGAUGCUCUCUGUGGAGGAGGGGUCAGGCAGAGGAACCGAACCUGCUCUGCCCCCCCUCCUAAGAACGGUGGACGGGACUGUGAGGGCAUGACCCUGCAGAGUGAGAGCUGCAAUAGCCAGCCAUGCACCAACGAUACCAGCACACAGACAGGUUGUGUCGGCGGCAUGGUGCUGGUGACCAGCAAAGACUGCCAGGCUGGAAGAGUUCAACCCUGCCCUCCCACCUGCUCAGACCUCAGCAUGAACCACACCUGCACUGGAACAUGUGUACUGGGCUGUCGCUGUCCCCACGGGACGUACCUUCAGGAAGGUCGAUGUGUGAAUUCUGGUAAAUGUGUGUGCCACUGGGACGGUAAAACACUGCAUCCUGGACAGGUGAUCAGUACGGACCAGUGUACCACAUGUGUGUGCAGAGAUGGGCGUGUCACCUGUGACAUGUCCAGCUGUCCAGAGUCCUGUCACUGGUCAGCCUGGUCGUCAUGGUCACCAUGUGAUGUCACCUGCGGUGCGGGCCUGCAACAACGUUACAGGGCUCUGGUGAGUCCAGCAGGAGCAGUCAGAGUCCCGCCCUGUCCAGGAGACUCAUCUGAGGCUCGCCACUGCUCCAGCCCAUGCUUCCCUGUUCCAGCAGAUGUUGUGUGGAGCGAGUGGACCGGCUGGUCAGAGUGCAGUAAGUCGUGCUUCAGCCACGUCGAUGAUGUCGGAAUUAGACGACGAUUUCGCAUCUGCAACCACACGCUUGCACUGUUUAACCACACACAGUCUCUCUGUGAUGGAGACGGUGAGGAGCAGGAGCCGUGCGACACCAUGCUCUGUCCAGUGCAUGGUGGCUGGUCAGCCUGGUCACAGUGGUCUCUGUGCUCGUCUGAAUGUGACUCUGGUGUCCAGACCAGAGAGAGAUUCUGCAGCUCACCAGCACCACAGCAUGGGGGAAAUAGUUGCUCUGGUCCUCACAUACAGACAAGAGACUGCAACUCCCAUCCUUGUUCAGGUGUGUGUCCUGAAGGGAUGAUGCACCUGUCGGCACCUGACUGCGAGGCUCAGGGUGGUGCGUGUCCACGGGUGUGUUUGGACAUGACCUCAGAGGUGCAGUGCGCCACUUCCUGUUAUGACGGCUGCUACUGCGCCCCGGGUUUCUACCUGUUCAACAGCAGCUGUGUGCCUCUGGAGCAGUGUCCAUGUUACCACCAGGGGGAGCUGUAUCCAGCUGGUGCUGCCCUGCCUGCUGAUGCUUGUAAUAACUGUACCUGUAUUAGUGGAGAGAUGGAGUGUGGGACGGUUCCUUGUCCAGUGGACUGUGGCUGGAGCAGCUGGACACAGUGGAGUGCAUGCAGUCGAACAUGUGAUGUCGGUGUAAGAAGGAGGUAUCGUUCAGGAACAAAUCCUCCUCCUGCUUUUGGUGGUCAUCCCUGCAGGGGAGACAGAGUUGGGAUCGAUACAUGCAGCAUUGAACCCUGCCUUGGUCUAAAGGAGCCGUGGAGUGUGUGGUCGCAGUGUUCAGUGACUUGUGGAGGCGGCUACAGGACCCGGACCCGCGGGCCCAUCAGAGUCCACGGCACUGCUCAGCAGUUCAGUGCCUGUAACCUGCAGCCUUGUGGUGAUGGCAGGGUGUGUCCUGCAGGCCAGCAAUGGAAUCAGUGUGUUAGAGGACCAGUGUCCUGUACAGACCUCACACUGGAGCUCAGCAGGAACUGCACACCAGGCUGCCAGUGUCCUCCUGGGACUGUCCUGCAGGAUGGUGUAUGUGUUCCUGAGUCUGAGUGUCGCUGUGAUGUUAAUGGAGGACAAUACAAACCUGGAGUCACUGUGUCCAGAAACUGCAAUAACUGCACAUGUGCAGGUGGAAGGCUGGUAAACUGCUCUCAAGUCAGCUGUAACGUGGAUGGCCAGUGGUCGGGGUGGACUCCAUGGGGUCCGUGCUCAUUGUCAUGUGGAGCGGGUCUACAGUCUCGGUACCGGUUCUGUUCCAGCCCACAGCGCUCUGGCGGAGGCCUACCAUGUCUCGGGUCUCACCGUGAGGACCAAGUCUGCAUCCUCGCCCCAUGUGACCGUGAUGGCGGCUGGAGUCAGUGGAGCAACUGGACGGACUGUACCAAGUCAUGUGGUGGGGGUAUCCAGAGCCGGAGGAGAAACUGUGACAGUCCUGCUCCAGAGGGGGAGGGGAGUUAUUGUGAGGGUCUGGGGACUGAAGUCAGAGCCUGCAGCACUGACCACUGUCCAGUGGCACCGUGUUCCCAGGUCCCAGGCACAGUGUUCAGCAGCUGUGGACCCUCCUGCCCUCGAUCCUGUGACGAUCUAUCGCACUGUGAGUGGCGCUGCGAGCCAGGAUGCUACUGUACUGAGGGAAAGGUCCUGUCUGCUAAUGAGACAGCCUGUGUAGUUAGGGAAGACUGUCCCUGUUUGGACCUCAAUACUGGACUCCGACUGGAACCAGGAGAGGUCACUGAGGCACCUGAUGGAUGCAACAACUGCACAUGUGAGGGUGGGCGUUUCAACUGCUCAACAGAGUCCUGCCCAGUGUCAGGUGGCUGGUGUGACUGGUCAGAGUGGACUCCCUGCUCCAGGACCUGCGGGGCAGAGUCGGUAACCCGCUACAGGAGCUGUAGCUGCCCGGAACCAAAGGCUGGAGGGGAGCCCUGCCCUGGAGAGCAGGAGAGACACAACGGGGUCGGAGUUCAGAUCCAGAGACAGCCCUGUCCCGUCAUCUCCUUCUGCCCAAUUCAUGGUUCCUGGAGCUCCUGGUCGGCAUGGUCGGAGUGUGAUGGAUGUACCGGAUCAUCCACCCGUAACAGGGAAUGUAACAGUCCUCCUGCCAGGUUUGGUGGCCUACCCUGUCUGGGAGAGAGCAUGCAGAGCCGUGGCUGCCAUGACAACAUCACUGUGUGCUCAGACUGUGGUGGAGGCCAGGAGGAGUGGCCUUGUGGGAAGCCUUGUCCUCGCUCCUGUUCUGAUCUCCAUGGCGACACGGAGUGCUCAGACUCUCCUGGGUGCAGUCGGACCUGUGGUUGUCAAGGUGACAUGGUGCUGCAGGACGGAGUGUGUGUGGACAGGGAGGAGUGUCGCUGCAAGUACCAUAACAGCUCCACCACAGCUGGUCUGGAUUCCAGUAAUACAUCGUGGGUGUGGCCUGGUGGGUCUGAUUGGCAGUUUGCAAAUCCAGGAGACGUCAUCAUCAGCGACUGUAAAAACUGCUCAUGUGCUGCUGGGGUUCUGCAGUGUCAGUCGGUCCCUGGUUGCCAUGUGGAUGGAGGCUGGGGCCAGUGGGGACCUUGGACAGAAUGCUUGCUUCCAUGUGGUGGAGGAGUGAAGUUCAGGAGACGCCUGUGUGAUAAUCCAGCUCCACAGAGUGGCGGCAGAAGCUGCCUGGGAGACGGCGAGCAGCGGAAAGACUGCAACACACACUCAUGCACAGACUCCGUGGGCCCCUGGCUGCCUUGGUCUCAGUGGUCCGUGUGCUCAGUCAGCUGUGGUGGGGGGCAGCAGACCCGCAUUCGUCUCUGCAGCUCUCUGCCAUGUCACGGCCUUAGCCGCCAGAGCAAAACCUGCAACACGCACGUCUGCCUCGAUGUGGGCUGCCCCCCCGGCAGGCUGUACAGGGAGUGUGAACGUGGAGAAGGCUGUCCCUUUAGCUGUGCUCAGGUCAGCGGCAGAGAGGGCUGCUACUCUGAUGGAUGCGAGGAAGGCUGCCACUGCCCCCCACACACCUACCAACACCUCGGAGCCUGCCUGCCGGAGUGCCCCUGUCUGGUGGAUAAAGAGUUUCUGGCCUCUCUACAGAGAGUGUCUGUCACAUCAGUCUCAUCUCUGCUGUCCUACAACAUCACCGAGGGGACGGAGGUCCAGUCUGGAGAUGCAGUUGUGCACGACUGCAGCACCUGUGGCUGUGAACAUGGCAGGUGGAACUGCUCCCUAGAUCCCUGUCCAGUAGAUGGUGGCUUGACCCCUUGGGGCCCCUGGAGCCCUUGUUCACUUUCCUGUGGGGGUCUAGGAGUGAAGGUUCGCUCUAGGAGCUGCUCUCAGCCUGCCCCAUCCCACGGUGGGAAAGACUGCCGGGGGCCACGUCAGGAAUCGACCUUCUGCCAGGCUCCUGACUGUCCAGUUAUUGUUGUUCCAACGGAGGAACCAACCUCUCCAGAGGAGGAUCCUGGCUUCUCUCCCUGGUCAUUGUGGAGUCCCUGCACUAAAACCUGCACCGACGUUCAAAUCCCGGCCCUGAAGUCUCGCUAUCGGCACUGUGUCCAUCCUCCCUGCUCAGGAAGCUCUCACCAGGAGAAGCCCUGCAACUUGCCCCAGUGUCCAGCUCAGGUGUGUGUCGGAGCUGACUGUGCACGAAGGAACUGUUCAUGGACAGAGUGGGGGCAGUGGGGCUCCUGUUCACGGUCCUGUGGAGUGGGUCAGCAGCAGAGGAUCAGAACCUUCAUCAGCCCUGGAGCUAACGGCUCUUGGUGUGAGGACAUCGUUGGAGGGAACCUGGAGCAUCGCUUUUGUAACAUCAGGCCCUGCAAAGUGGAUGGAGGCUGGUCCCGGUGGAGUCCCUGGUCUCGCUGUGAUAAACGCUGCGGUGGGGGGCGCUCCAUACGCACUCGAUCCUGCUCCAGUCCUCCACCCAAGAACGGUGGGAAGAACUGUGAAGGAGAGAAGAACCAGGUCAAACCUUGCAACACCAAACCGUGUGAUGAGAAAGGAUGCCCACCCGGCCAGGAGUUUGUGUUGUGUGCUAACCAGUGUCCACAGCGCUGCGUGGACCUCCAGCAGGGUAUCGAGUGCCAGGGCAGCGCUGAAUGUCAGCCUGGGUGUCGCUGUCCUAAAGGUGAGCUGCAGCAGGACGGCCUGUGUGUGGCAUUGUGGCAGUGUGACUGUGUGGACUCAGUGGGACAGGUGUGGGCAGCCGGCAGCUGGCAUCAGGUGGGCUGUAACAACUGCAGCUGCUCUGACGGACAGCUCCUCUGCACCAAUCACAGCUGCCAGACUGCCUGCGUCUGGAGCUCCUGGUCUAGUUGGGCCCCCUGCAGUGUUUCCUGUGGGCGGGGCCAAAGAGCCAGGUACAGGUCCCUAAUCCCGGAGGCUGAAGGAACAGAUUGCAACUUUGAGGAAGUUCAGCACAAAUCCUGCAACCCAGGACCCUGCCCACCUCUCUGUCUCCUUGACGACCAGGAAGUCAGUGUGGGAGACAUCUGGCUGCAGGGCGAGUGCAAACAAUGCACAUGCACCCCAGAGGGAGUUUACUGUCAGGACAUUGACUGCAGAGUGGAUGGUGGCUGGACCCCCUGGUCAGUGUGGUCCGACUGCUCGGUGACAUGUGGUCAGGGCACACAUGUUCGAACCCGAGCCUGUAUCAACCCUCCACCACGGAACAACGGAACGAACUGCAUUGGGCCAGAGAGAGAAACCCAGUACUGUCAGACCCCUCCCUGUCUGGAUGACCUUUGCCCCUGGUCACCAUGGUCACCGUGCUCCCAAAGCUGUGGGGCAGGAUCUGCAUCCCGCCGCAGGGUGUGUGUGUGUGAGGAGGGCGGGGAUGCUGCGUGUCCCCCUGAGAUGGAAGCUGAGAGGAACAGCGAGGAGAGCCAGCUGUGCUACAAACAGCCGUGUCCAGGCUGUCCCAUGUCAGCGUGGAGUGUUUGGUCUCAGUGUUCGUGCGUGUCUCAGAGGCAGCAGCGUUACCGUGUAGCUCUCACCUCGGCCACCAGGGGGCAGCAGUGCUCUCCUGUGGAAACCCAGAGCCGACCGUGCAGCCUCAGUCCAUGUGAAGCCUGUGACGCUCCAUUUGUGUACUCUGCAUGCGGCGCCCCCUGUGAGAAGCACUGUGCACUGCAGGGCCGUAAAGACUUGUGUUCAGGUGUGAGGGAGUGCACACCUGGCUGUUACUGCCCACAGGGUCUGCUUCAGCUGAACGGCAGCUGUGUGCCUCCAGAGGAAUGUGGCUGCAUCUACCUGCAGCACCAAGCUUCAGGACAUCCGCCCACACCUGUCACUGUCCCUGUGGGAGGCACGGUCACGAUCGACUGCAGCACCUGCCUUUGCCACAACGGGACUUUGCAUUGUGACAUGAGAGAGUGUGAAGCAAUCCUUAGUGAGUGGUCUGAGUGGACGCCCUGUUCUCCCUGCGCACCCGUCUCCUCCGAGCAGCUCAGUGCUUCUCUAGAAGGAGUCAUCAAUGGCACUAAAAUGGUCUCGAUCCAGAGUCGCUUCCGAGCCUGUUUGGACCUUGAUUCUGGUCUUCCUAUUAGAACAGAGGAGGAGAGCCAGUGUGCUGGACCGCUGGUCGAGGAGAGGAGCUGUCCUGAGGACACGUGCAGAGAUCUGUGUCUGUGGAGUGUGUGGAGCUCCUGGACAGCAUGUGCCGAGCCGUGCAGUGGUGGAGUCAGGCAGCGCUACAGACGGCCCCUGGCCUCUCCUCCGGGGCCCCGCUGCAGGAGCCAGCAGACACAGAGCCAGAGCUGCAACACAGGGCUCUGCCCAGGUGAGCGCUGUGAGGACAGGGAGAGGACGUAUCAGGAGAGCUGUGCUAAUCGGUGUCCUCGCAGCUGCACUGACUUAUGGGAGCAUGUGCAGUGUCUCCAAGGAUCCUGUCACUCAGGCUGUCGAUGUCCUGAAGGACAGUUGUUGCAGGAUGGUCGCUGUGUUCCAGUGACCAUGUGCCGCUGUGGUAUCCCAUCAGGCAACGGGACGCUGGAGUUCAGUCCCAAAGAUGAGCUUGCUGUUGACUGUAAUACCUGUGUAUGUGACAAUGGGACUCUGCUAUGCACCACACUUCCCUGUCCUGUUUAUGAGCCCUGGAGUCCAUGGAGCUCCUGCUCUGCUUCCUGUGGUCAUGGCCAAAGAUCAAGAACCCGGAGCUGCCAGGACACAGAGGGCGGCCCCCCCUGUGCUGAAACCAUGGAGACAGGAAGCUGUGAUCUGCCUCCUUGUCCAGCCAGCUGUUUGCUGAGCGAGUGGUCAGCCUGGACUGACUGCAGCGCCACCUGCGGUGGGGGGGUAUCAACGCGGAACAAGACUGUCCUUCGUGAAGCGGAGCUCGGUGGGACGGCCUGUGCUGGACCCCUUGAACAACACACUGUCUGUAACACCAACAGCUGCCUGCCUGACUGUCCCAGCAGGCAGGUGUACACUAAUUGUUCUGGUUCUUGUCCGUUCACCUGUGAGGACCUGUGGCCACACACUCAGUGUCUACCUGGACCCUGUACACCUGGGUGCAGGUGUCCUCAAGGACAGGUGUUGUUUGGAGGCUCCUGUGUGUCUCAUGCUGACUGUCCCUGUUCAUCUCUCUCUUUGCCGCCUGAGUACCACACCUGGAACAUCAGCUCUGACGGCCUGACAGAGGCUCUGCUGGAGCCUGGAACCACCGUGCAGCACCUCUGUAACGUCUGUGUGUGCAAAGCUGGAGCAUUCAGCUGUACCUCGGAGUCCUGUGAUGUGGACUGUGAGUGGUCCAGCUGGUCCCCAUGGAGUCCGUGCUCAGCCAGCUGUGGUACAGGCCGUCGGAGCUCCACCAGGUCCGUGCUGCAGGUCAGGCAGUAUGGAGGGGCCCCGUGCCAAGGCUCUAACCUGCAGACCACCACCUGCAUUGCUCCUGACUGUGAGUGUCCUGCCGGGGAGCAGUGGAGGAGGAGCCUGUCAGAGGAGGUGCUGCUGUGUGAGAGGGGCUGCCAGGACAUUUACACCUCCUCACCUGUCAACUGCAGCCGCUCCGCUGAGGGCUGCGUUUGCCGGGAGGGGCUUUACCGAAACCCGGAGGGUGUGUGUGUCAUCGCCGCCCUCUGCCCCUGCCAUGACCAGGACGUCCUGUGGGAGGCGGGAUCAGAGUGGGAGGAGGGCUGUCUGUCAUGCAGCUGUGUGAACGGUAGAAAACUGUGCCAGACGAGAUGUCCUCCACUGUACUGUGACGAGGGAGAAGUAAAGGUGGAGGAACCCGGCAGCUGUUGUCCGGUCUGUAGAAAGCCAUUCCCAGGCGAGCCUGAACCAGAGUGUCGGCGCUACGUUCAGGUCCGGAACAUCACCAAGGGAGACUGUCGGCUUGACAACGUGGAAGUCAGCUUCUGCAGGGGACGCUGUUUGUCCAGAACUGAUGUCAUCCUGGAGGAGCCCUACCUCCUGUCAGAGUGUGAGUGCUGCAGUUACCGGCUGGACCCGGACAGUCCGGUCCGUUUCCUCAGCCUGCAGUGUGAAAGCGGAGAGCGUGAGCCGGUCGUCCUACCGGUCAUACACAGCUGUGAGUGCACCAGUUGCCAAGGAGGUGACCUGUCCAGACGCUGAGCGAGCGCGCCAGGUGCAAACAUCAGGUACAAACUCCACGCUGACAAGAGCACCACACUGAAAGGCACCGCAUGAUGGAUGGAUGCUUCUGGGCCAAACAGAUGGAUGAGUGCUGAUGAAGACUUUGUUCUGCAGUCAUCAGAUGACUGACUGCUUCUUCUGCAUCUUCUCCAGCCUGUACAGUCUUAUCUACUUUAUAUUUAUAGAUUACAAUCUCAGUUUGACCACAUCAGGAGAUGUUAUUGUAAUGUUAAUAAAAAUAUUUUUAUAAUCGGUCUUCUUAAAGUUGGGCUAAACAGCAAGUAGUUUGAAGUGUUUUCAUGUUUCCAGCCCAGCUGCAUUAGACGGUUCUACCAUCUUUCUGUUGUCCUUUUUCUUGAUCAUCUUUCUAUUAUCAGGUAUUUCUAAAAUGUCUGUUUCUGUUUCCAACAGAAAACGAGAUGCUGAGAUUGAAACAGCUACUGUAAACAUAAAUAGCUGAAUAAAUAAGACUCUUUUCCAAACAUUUGUCAGAUAUAACCUGGUUCAUUAAGAAGCUUCCAGACUUUAAGAGGUUUGCCUCUUAAAGUGUUUGUUGGUGUAUUCAAACCGUUAAAUGUGCCUA
Melanotaenia boesemani (Boeseman's rainbowfish) is the source of this 18010-nucleotide messenger RNA. It is a transcript of the gene sspo, whose product is annotated as SCO-spondin. The transcript has 118 exons. The record is from RefSeq and is a predicted model, not a curated record. Gene Ontology annotation, cellular component: extracellular matrix. Bases 1 to 17406 code for a protein of 5801 amino acids. NCBI's taxonomy places the organism in Eukaryota, Metazoa, Chordata, Actinopteri, Atheriniformes, Melanotaeniidae. Gene Ontology annotation, molecular function: protein binding.